Nymphalis io (European peacock) is the source of this 3008-nucleotide messenger RNA. Its product is annotated as zinc finger protein 75A-like. Gene Ontology annotation, biological process: regulation of transcription by RNA polymerase II. Lineage: Eukaryota; Metazoa; Arthropoda; Insecta; Lepidoptera; Nymphalidae. The record is from RefSeq and is a predicted model, not a curated record. Gene Ontology annotation, molecular function: RNA polymerase II cis-regulatory region sequence-specific DNA binding; zinc ion binding; DNA-binding transcription factor activity. The coding region runs from base 112 to 1284 and encodes 390 amino acids. The transcript has 7 exons. Gene Ontology annotation, cellular component: nucleus.
GAUACACGACAGAAAAGAAAAAAAUAAUUGUUGCAUAUAAUUUGUUUUGUUGAUGAAUAUAUAAACCGUUUAUGUUUAAAAUUAAAUAUAUAUUUUAAUUAUAACUUAAAUAUGUUCGUGGAGUCUAAUAUGAAUCCAACAAACAUUUAUUGUGACAGAAAUGAAGAAAAACAAAGUUUUGACCUUAAUAAAUCUUGUCGGGUGUGCCUUUCACAUAAUAUAAAUAUGAUAAAUAUAUUUGAAGACUCUAACAGUGAAAUUAUGGAUAAAAUAGAGUUCUGUACUGGUAUUCAGUUAAAAGAAGAAAAAGGCCUACCAACAAAUAUAUGCGGUAAAUGUCUAAAUGAAUUAUCAAUAGCCUACAAGUUUAAAGCGAUAUGCCUCCUCUCAGCACAGACGUUACAGCAAAUUUAUUUAAAGAGAAUAAAAAUCGAUAUACCGGACGAUAAAGGUGAUGUACUGGAUAGUUGUGUCAAAAUUGAUGAAGUUAACGAUAGUUGUGAUUUAAAAGACACAGAAGUUGAAUCAGAUCAUUGUGAAGAUUCAUCGGAUAAAGAAGAAAAAUGUCUACGAGAUGUUAAAAAAGAGGGACAAAAGUUGCUUAAAGAAAAGGAGAGUAAAAUAGAAAUAGAGAACAAAGAAAUAAAUAAACGAGGUCCAUACAAGAAGGGUGGAGGUCCACGCUUAAAGAAGUUCAAAUUUAGUAGGUUAAGAUGUGAGCCUUGCGACCUCAAGUUUACAUCCAAGCAGGAGUCGGAUAAGCAUAAGAAAGACGCGCAUCUGGAGAAUAUCAGCUGGAUUUGUGAAAUAUGCGGCAAGACGUUCGUGCACCGCAGCUCGCUGUACACGCACGCGCGCUCGCACUUUCCGCCUCGCUACGCGUGCGAACACUGCGACUAUAGCUCCGCCAUCAAGUACGACCUUGAGAAGCAUCUCAGGAUACAUUUGGGAGUGAAGAAGUACAAGUGCUCGUCGUGCGCGGCGCGCUUCCACACGACGUCCAACCUGCGCGCGCACGAGCGCCGCGCGCACCGCCCGCCCGAGCGCGCCGCGCGACACGCGUGCGCGCGCUGCCCGCGGCGCUUCCACGACCGCUCCAAGCUGCGCCGCCACCUCGACGCGCACGACCACGUGCAGCGAUUUAAGUGCGAGCUUUGCCUCGCGCGGUUUACUCGUCGCUGUCACUGGAAGAGGCAUUUGGAGAGACAGCACUCCGUGGCGGUCCCCCCCCAGCGGCCCGGGCGGCGACCCACGCGCCUGUUGCUGGGGGAGCAGCCGCAGUGACACGCCGUCGGCAGGAGACGGUGUUGCGGCGAGACGCAGGCCGACCGGGAUAGGACCUCCUGUUACCGGUCACACAACAAGUAUCUGAGAAGCGCCAGUGAAAUAUGUUAAAGAUCCCACGUGCCUUCUUUUAUACAUCUUACGACGAAAACCGCAUCAUGAUCCAACGUGCGGUUUGAAAUGCGAUAUUGUUUUAUUAUAUAUAAUUUUAAAAUUAUUUGUGAUGUUCUUUUUUUUAUAGCAUAGGAAGGCGGACGAGCAUAUGGGCCACCUGAUGGUAAGUGGUCACCAACGCUAAGAUGUUAUGUCCCUUGUUCCUGUAAUUACACUGGCUCACACAACAAUACCAAGUACUGCUGUUUUGCGGUAGAAUAUCUGAUGAGUGGGCGGUAUCUACCCAGACGAGCUUGCACAAAGCCCUACCACCAGUUCCAAUAAAUUCCAGUGGCAAUAUAUAUAUAUAUAUAUUGCUCAUUCCUCAGCAAAUGGUGCAUUUACUGAUUAAAUUAAACCACUGAAUAAAUUCUCAUCUUUUAUUAAUAAUUCACAAAUUAAAUUAACUGAAUUUUCAUAUGCUUAAUUUGUGAUUAUAACUAUUGGACUUAAUUAAAGUGCCCCUUGACAGCCACUGGGUCAAGUAUGACCCUGGCCUUUCAGUUUACCAUGUAGGAUGAGCUCGGGUACGGAGGAAUGUACCCAGAUUGGCUUUUUGCAAGUCAGAACGAACCCUCAAACAAAAGUGUCUGCAAGCUAAUGCGAACAUUACUCAAUAGACUUCACUAUUAACAUUUUGAAUACGGUAAAGCAAAACAUCGUGAGAAAACCUGCGUGUGUCUUAUUUCAUUGAAAUUCUGUCACAUGUGUAUUCCACCAACCCGCAUCGGAGCGGCGUGGUGGAAUAAGCUAAACUUUCUCCUAAAAAAAGGGAGAGGAGGCCUUAGCCCAGCAGCGGGACAUUCACAGGCUGUUGUUGAGCGGGCUUCAAACCCCCGCCCAUCUGGGGGCGCAUACACUUGUCGGAAGUGCGGCCGGAGGAUCCUCUCUCGCAUUGGUCUUUUCAGUCAUGAACGCAAGUGCCUUCGCGAUGCCGCUUAAAUCAUCUGUCAAAGAUGCAGAGGCCUAUAUAUAUAUUUAAUUUAUCACAUCAAGCUCGUCUGGGUAGGUACCACCCACUCAUCAGAUAUUCUACCGCAAAACAGCAACUUGAUAUUGUUGUGUUCCGGUUUGAAGGGUGAGUGAGCCAGUGUAAUUACAGGCACAAGGGACAUAAAACCUUAGUUCCCAAGGUUGGUGGCGCAUUGGAUAUGUAAGCGAUGGUUGACAUUUCUUACAAUGCCAAUGUCUAAGAGCGUUGGUGACCACUUACCAUCAGGUGGCCCAUAUGCUCGUCCGCCUUCCUAUUCUAUAAAAAAAAAAAAUCAGUAUAUAAUACACAAUACUAUCACAAAACAUAGUAUUCGUCUCUCAAAAUCAGAUAUCAAGUAUAAUGUCAAAUAUUUGCAAACUAACUGCAGUUUUGAAGAUGAUUUGUAUAAAAUUACAAACUUUUUACUAAAAAUGCCAAAUCGUAUCAUUCGUUAUGACAGGACAAUCAUUAUUAAGAAAGAUGUCGUUUAUUAUCGCCGGCUAGUGAUCUGUUUCUAUUACAAAAAAAGUCAACUUACUUUUUAACUUAGUUAUUUAAUAAUUAUAUUAAUAUAAUACAAAUAAAGUUAUUUAUUUUA